Molecule: messenger RNA, 731 nt
Organism: Culicoides brevitarsis
Lineage: Eukaryota; Metazoa; Arthropoda; Insecta; Diptera; Ceratopogonidae
Gene: Prosbeta3
Product: proteasome subunit beta type-3
Exons: 2
Coding region: 43-660 (205 amino acids)
Biological process (GO): proteasome-mediated ubiquitin-dependent protein catabolic process
Cellular component (GO): proteasome core complex, beta-subunit complex; proteasome core complex
Source: RefSeq, a predicted model, not a curated record
AACAAUUUUGCAGACUCAUCCGGUGAACAACUGAAAUUCAAGAUGUCGAUUCUCGCUUACAACGGAGGCUGUGUGGUUGCGAUGAAGGGCAAAAACUGCGUCGCUAUCGCUACAGAUUUGCGAUUCGGUGUGCAAGCCCAAACAAUCGACACGGACUUUGAGAAAGUAUUCCAAAUCAAUCCUCACAUGUAUCUGGGGCUGGUUGGCUUGCAAACGGACAUCCUUACGGUGCACGAGAAGUUGAUGUUCCGCAAAAAUUUGUACGAAGUUCGGGAAAAUCGCGUCAUGGAGCCCAAAGUAUUUUCCGCAAUGUUGUCGAGUUUCCUGUAUGAACGCAGAUUCGGUCCGUACUUCGUGGAGCCCGUAAUUGCUGGAUUGACGCCGAAAACGUUCGAGCCGUACAUUUGCACGAUGGAUCUGAUUGGAUGCGACGAUACGCCGGAUGAUUUUUGCGUUGCGGGAACUUGUACAGAGCAACUUUUUGGCAUGUGUGAGACUUUGUGGAAGCCGGAUUUGUCGCCCGAUGACUUGUUCGAGACAAUUUCGCAAGCGAUGUUGAAUGCAUUUGAUCGAGAUGCGAUCUCAGGUUGGGGCGCCACAGUUUACAUCAUCGAAAAGGACAAAGUCACGAAGAAAAGUCUCAAGACACGACAAGAUUGAGCUGGUUUUGGUCCUUUUUUCAUUAUAAUUUGUAAUUUUUUUGAGAAAUAAAUCGUUUCUUUCAUACUUGA